CUAACGGAUAGCGCCCUUAAAUUUGAAAUCUUGCAGACUAAAAUUCGAAAAGCAAAAAGAAAGCAGAAAGAAGCGAAGGACAGCCCAGAUAAACCCCUCCUCUCCAUUUCAGACCAAAAUCCCAAAUCCCCACGCCUCGCGAAUUCGAAUCGCUAUCAUCAUUGCUAGGGUUUCAAUUCGAGCCCAGAUUGAUUACCAGUACCCGCGCUCGGAUCCUUCAAUCAAACCCUAAAACAAAUCUGAAUUUUUUGCAUUUCCUAGGGGUUUCGCCAGUCUAGGAUUUUCUAAGAUCGAGCAACCAAGAAAGGAUGGAUCUUCCGCCAAAAAUCGACGAUUAUAUCAAAGAAUCAAUCGAUCACUCCUUGGGCCUCCCUGUGUCCACGCACACGCUCGAAUUGAAGCUUCGAUGCUCGGAAGAAUCGAAGCAGCGGCUUCAGAACCAGUACUCUGUUCUACUCGCAAAAAUGAAGGAGAAAGAUCAAGUCCUCGAGCGCGCUAGGGCUGAAGCGAGCAUGAAUGCACAAGCUUUGAGGAAGUUCGUUGAGGAGAAUCAGAGAUUGGCGUCAGAGUGCGCGCAUCUAGUGACUCAGUGCAACAAAUGGGAGAGAGAGUGCUCACUCUACGAUCACGACCGGGAGGCUUUGAUGGAUUUUGGGAACGAGGCUGACCAGCGUGCCAAGGAGGCGGAGAUUCGUGUUCAAGAGUUGGAGGACGAAGUCAAAGAGUUAAGGGAUGAAUUGGGAUUCUACAAGCACAAAUUAGAGAUGCAUUCGGUUGAUUCAUCUUCUGAUGACACAACCAUUGGAGAGAAACUACUGGAGUCUGUUUUAGCAACAUUCAUCAGUAAAGAUGAAGCUGUGUCUGCACCUGCAUUUCUGGAGGCCAAUAGUGGAAAUGAGUCAUGUCAAAUGUUGCUAAAAAUGUGGAACCGCUUGAGGCCAUCGACUCAAAAAGUUCUGUCACUGGUGGCCAAGGUAAAGACACUUGAGAAGGAUAAGGAACAUCUAACGAUGAAUCUUUGUACCGCUGAAGAAGAGGUCAAAUUGCUUUUUGAAGAGAACAAAGUGCUAGAUGUGGAGAACAAAAGAUUACUGAGGCAGUACCACAAGGAAAGAAACCAGUCUGGUUCAGGCGGUAAACAUAACGACAGUGCAUCAGCAAAGUCGAAUAAGCGAAAAUCAAGCUCAAAGAUGAGCAGCCCAAUUCAAGCGAAGAUUGAUUUCAGUGACCAAGAACCAGCAAGACAGCCCCUUUCACCCUUGCGUUGUAACUCCCCUAACUCUAGAAACCAUAAGAAGUAAAAGAAAUUUUUUCCAACAGUCUGAUUUGUACCUUUUGUGUAUUGAGGAUAGCAUAUGACUUGAGAUUACAGAAUUUGGAAUGACUAACAAGUUUUUUUUUUG
Molecule: messenger RNA, 1403 nt
Organism: Prunus dulcis (almond)
Lineage: Eukaryota; Viridiplantae; Streptophyta; Magnoliopsida; Rosales; Rosaceae
Exons: 6
Coding region: 309-1301 (330 amino acids)
Source: RefSeq, a predicted model, not a curated record